AUGAGAGUGCAGUCGUUGGCUCGGGCCCAGUCGCUCACGGAGAGCUGCCUCCGUAGUAGUGCGCGGGCAGCUGCCAGAACUCCUUCGCGAUGCUUCGCGUUGAGCGCGACGUUGCCGCGCAUGGCGAAGAGCAAUGGGUUGGUUUUCAGCUCGUGGAUGACUGAGAGAUCGUCAAUGGCUCAGAGGAGAUUUCAAUCUACCGCUGCUGCAGUGCUAGAGAAAGCGAAGGAAGACCCUUCUACUCUAUCCCAGGAAACCAUCGUUGAGAAUCUUGAUCCAGUCGAGGCCGCACGCCUGUCCAAAGUUCGCAACAUCGGUAUCGCCGCCCACAUCGAUUCCGGCAAGACCACCGUCUCCGAGCGAGUCCUAUUCUACACCGGC
Messenger RNA from Westerdykella ornata, 381 nucleotides. RefSeq lists its product as uncharacterized. Lineage: Eukaryota; Fungi; Ascomycota; Dothideomycetes; Pleosporales; Sporormiaceae. Gene Ontology annotation, biological process: ribosome disassembly. Gene Ontology annotation, molecular function: GTPase activity; GTP binding. Gene Ontology annotation, cellular component: cytosol. The annotation marks the transcript as partial. The transcript has 2 exons. The record is from RefSeq and is a predicted model, not a curated record.